This is a messenger RNA of Phlebotomus argentipes, 2737 nucleotides long. It is a transcript of the gene Kal1, whose product is annotated as anosmin-1. Gene Ontology annotation, cellular component: extracellular region; cell surface. The coding region runs from base 1181 to 2677 and encodes 498 amino acids. Lineage: Eukaryota; Metazoa; Arthropoda; Insecta; Diptera; Psychodidae. The record is from RefSeq and is a predicted model, not a curated record. Gene Ontology annotation, biological process: neuron differentiation. The transcript is spliced from 6 exons. Gene Ontology annotation, molecular function: protein binding; peptidase inhibitor activity.
GGUCAGAUAUCGUCGAUGCGAUAGCACACGUGCCUCGAUCUCGGAAGUGCAAUUUGACGAUCAUUUCCACGCCUCGCAUAUCAUCUUCUACACUUAUCUUCCCCAGUGGCGUGAUUGUCGAUUGUUCGGCCCAUCUGAAGGGCAAAGCAAAGAAAAGAAAACAGAACACUCUGUGACUUUACAUAUCCAGAUGAUCGAGUGAAGUGGCGAUAGAGUUCAUCGCGAGAAGUCGACAAUAUCACGUUUCUUUUUCCACUCCAGGGUGUUGUGUGUUCGUGAUACUGUUUAGGGACAAUUGGCAUUUCCGUACACAAAACAUGGAAAAUUGCCUGUUUACAUUUUCCUCACAUACUUCCGUGCACACGGAAAAAUAAGCCCGCGAGAGAGAUCAUGUUUGGUGAUCGACACGAGCCAGCAUGACCGCGAGUGUGCACUUGUGCGAAGAUCACCCCCACUGUACAAUCAACAAUUGAGCCCAAAAUUGUUUAUACUGCUAAAGUCAGACUACAGUGUAAAUAUUUGUUCGUCAUUGCAGCAAGAGUCGCUUCGUCUUGCUGCACUUUUCCUCCUUGCACAUUGGCGGAAAAGUAUCCGUAUUGUGUUCACACACAAAUCUCUGUUCAUCCACCGCAAAAUUGUGUGUUUUUUUUCAUCCUCUCUGCAAGGGAGAUGCAUUUCAGCUGCUAUGGUGUGAAAGUGUGAAGGAAAGUGUUAAUUUGUGAUUGUGUGUAAGGGAAAAAAAGACACCCAGAGAAAAGAGAGUGAUUCAAGUGAGGCAAUUGACAAAGAAGCCACGAGAGAGAUUCGCAAAAAGAAAAUAUAAGUGCAGCACUAAAUAAACACCAGGCCGAGAAGGAGACACGCAGGUUUAACAUUUCGCUCUUGCGUGCGCACGAAGGACACACACCACAGAGUCAUGAAUAGCAGAUAUAAUACAAUAUUUUAAAUGAAAUUAGUGGUGGGAAAGACUUGCAGGUCCGCAACAUUGUUGCGAAUUGUGUGAAGUGAAAGAAACUCCUUGGUAGAUACCCUGUUAUUUAUUGCAAUCACUUCGUCAUCUUCACAGUGCGUUGAUCAAUCAUCUCUAUUGCGGCAAGACACUCCAAAGGAGCAAAGCACGACAACCACACUUACACACAAUCCAUCUUUCACGUCGCAAGAGACAACUUAAAGGGCUAAAAUGGGACUCUGGCCAUUGAGAAUUGUAAUCACUCUUCUCUGUGCAAUUGUCAUCGAUGGGGCAACGACACACAGGAGAUUUGGCAAUUACUCAACGACUGAUAGCCUCGCGAUGAUACGCUGCCAGGUCAAAUGCCUGGAUAAGCCACCAAAUAUGUGCAAUCUCGAGGCGUGCAUGGAGGAGUUGAGGGCCACGGCGAAGCUUGGCAUCUGCCCGAGCAUUCCCACCGAGCAUGAGCACCUAUUCGCGUGUCGGGACGUGUGCCACGGGUCCGAUUGGCGGUGCUCCGAUGUCCAGAAGUGCUGUCGCCACUCCUGCGGCACUCUGUGCAUCCGCCCCACUGGCGUGGACCGCAAUCCCCUGCUGCCACCCAUGCCGUACAAUUUGCAGCUCCACGAGAAACGCCCCGGCGUGAGAACAGUGGAGAUGUCCUGGGAAAUCAAGCUGCACAUCAACAGGACGGCACCGAUGGUGUUCCUCGUGGAAGGGCGAUCGCACUUGGGGGCGUUCUUCAGCGAACAGAAGCUCGGCCCGUGGAAUGCCUUUGCAGUUCAGCCAGUCUAUGAGAUCAAGUACAGAGAAGUCAAGGUGGAGAAGAAAAAGCACGUGGGCAAUGUUAAGCUUCGGCCAGGACGAUGGUAUCAAUUCCGUGUGGCUGCUGUGAAUGAAAACGGCACGAGAGGCUACUCCACGUACACCAAGCCCUUUCAGUUGACAGAGAACGUGAGACUCAUUCCGCCGCCCCAGAAUCUCACAUUCGGACCAAUGCAAAUCGCCGGGAAUUCUACAAUCUUCACUGUGGCGUCCUGGAGAGCGCCCGAGAGUGAGAAGCCCAUCACAAAGUACAAAGUCUCCUGGUUUAUUCGCGGCAGGAGAAAAUUGUUACCAAUUAGCCAAAGUACUGUCCCUCAGUCAGUAAACUCUAUGGAGUUGGGAAAUCUCCAGCCAAAUUCCGUGUAUUGUGUUCAAGUGCAGGCCAUUUCGGGCAUUGGGAAGAAUCGCCUAAAGUCCAGACGAGAGACAAAGUUGCUCAACACUACAAUUCCAGGAAGCUUCGUCCUGGCCGCCCUGGACUCUCCGCCCUCCCUCGUGACAACAUCAGGCUGGACAGUGUUCCAGGAUGGCAUAGCGGGCAAGCUGGACCAUCGCCACGGCGUUAGACACGGUGGUCACAGCAUCACCAUGAGAUACCUGGCCACGAAGCCCGGCGAGAUGACCGUGAAGGCCAGCUGGUCUGGAAGUCCUCACGAAAGCUAUGCUAUUGAUCUCUGCCGGGGAAAACACUGCCUGGACAAUCCCACUUCGGGAGAUUAUCGCAGCGAGAAGACGCACAGCAACUCCUUCGAGUUCUUCAACCUCCGAUUCGCCACGCUGUACAGCAUCCGGCUGCGGGUCACGAAUCACGCUCUAGCUAAGCAUCACAACUUCGUGAGGACCUUCUCGACGCCACUCUGCGAGAAUUUCCGCAAAAAGCACUCUCUGGCCAUCAAGUGUUGAUCAUCCUCUUAAGUUAUUUGUCCACCCACAAUAAUAAAGCGCGUAAGAGCGAAUUCUCUG